Owenia fusiformis is the source of this 1526-nucleotide messenger RNA. NCBI's taxonomy places the organism in Eukaryota, Metazoa, Annelida, Polychaeta, Sabellida, Oweniidae. The record is from the annotation of a GenBank genome assembly.
UUCUCAAGGCAAUGAAUGAUGACGAUGAUGAUGAUGAUGAUGAUGGGAAUAGACAUGCUUAAAGUUCUGGUUUGUUCAGUUUUUUGCAGCAUUUGUUUUCUUGAUGCGGCUGUCAUCAAUAAUAGAGAUGCAAUGACAUACCUUGAGAAAAAUGGUUAUAUGGUACCAGGAAAGUCCCAAAGAGAUUCAAUAUUGCACUUCCAAUGUUUUACCCAUCUUCCACAGACAGGUGUCAUUGAUGAAGGAACCAUGGAGAUGAUGAACCAACAAAGAUGUGGUGUGCCAGAUAUACAAGUCACAGCCAACUUUAGAACUACCCGUCUCAAAUGGAAUCAUAAAAGAAUUUCUUACAAUUUUGUCAACUAUUCUCCUGAUUUGCCAAGAAAUAUUGUGGAGCUGGUCCUUACAAAAAGUUUCAAGAUAUGGAGUGAUGUUACUAGUUUACGAUUCAACCAGAUAAACUCUCUAGAUGCUGAUCUGAAUAUAAGAUUUGCUGCAGGUGUACAUGGCAACAAACUCACUGAUCCACCUUUUGAUGGGCCUGGCAAUAUCUUAGCACAUGCUUUUUACCCCAGAGAUGGCCGCAUACAUUUUGAUGAAGAUGAAAACUGGACUAUAGAGUCCCGAUCAGGCAGGAAUCUACUAAAUGUUGCUGUUCAUGAAAUAGGACAUGCUCUGGGCCUAGGUCACAGUUACAUCAAAGAAGCAAUAAUGUAUCCCUAUAUACCUCCAUACAACCCAGAUUUUCACCUGCACACGGAUGACAUAGCAGGCAUCAGAAGUCUCUAUGGCAACAAUGAAGACUGGACUAACCCUAUCAAUGAAAAAUGCAUCACACCAUCAAAUGUCAAAAUGGUCAGUGGAAUCACAAGUCUUCAGUUAUGCAAAGACGCAUGUAAGGCAGAGCAAUCGUUUGUAUGCCUGGCUUUGGACUACAAUGAACGUUUAGAAACAUGUCAACUUUCACGCACCUACCACCUUAACUCUAUCUAUAGGGAAUGUCCUGGGUAUGUCUCUACAGAAAGAAGGACAGGAGGGCCAUGGACCGAUAAGUACAAUACAUGCAUACAAGGAAACGAUGACGCGAUUGUUGAAAAUGCCCAAUGUUACCAAAGCUGCAAGGUGAAGUGCUAUGCUGAAAACUCAUUUGUUUGCCUCUCAUUUGAGUUUGAACGUGCAAAAAAUGAAUGUCGCUUAUCCAAGAAGAAUUCAUCUAAUGCCACUCUGCAGAGACCUUGUCCAAAUAGAGGCGUUCAUUAUUUUGAACGACAACAAGGAUAGGCAUUCAUGAACAUUUGAAACUAAAGGACAGAGCAUUAUACAUUUGGAGGACCUACUCUAACCUGGAUGAUAUUUGUUUCAGAAUUAAACAAAUAUUCAGAAACUGCUAAGAUUAAGAACUGAAUUAAAUAAGCAAGCUGCAAUUAUACAUGUAUAUAUGCUUUUAAAACUGCAUGAUUGUCACUGACAUUCAUCAUACUGUAUGUAAGAAAUGUUCAAUAUAGCAAGGGUUUUGUAAGCAAGGC